Messenger RNA from Mugil cephalus (flathead mullet), 3512 nucleotides. RefSeq names its product toll-like receptor 8. NCBI's taxonomy places the organism in Eukaryota, Metazoa, Chordata, Actinopteri, Mugiliformes, Mugilidae. Gene Ontology annotation, molecular function: pattern recognition receptor activity; protein binding. Gene Ontology annotation, cellular component: plasma membrane. The transcript is spliced from 2 exons. Gene Ontology annotation, biological process: defense response to virus; canonical NF-kappaB signal transduction; toll-like receptor signaling pathway. Bases 50 to 3157 code for a protein of 1035 amino acids. The record is from RefSeq and is a predicted model, not a curated record.
UUCAAAGUGUCAGAGCAUCGUCUGGUUUCAAGUUUGCCAUUCAGAAAUCAUGAGGAACCAAUACAGCGCAUGCAUAAUGACUGCCACGUACGGGAUGUUGCUGUUCUGUCUCUGUUGCCUUUACGAGAUCCGGCCCGCUGCAUGCAAACCCGUGUGGAUGUCAAGGCAAUUCCCUUGCGAUGUCACGAGCCUCAAUGCCUCUGAGGUCAUAUUUGACUGCCGAGGCCGCCGCCUGCAUGGAGUACCUCGUGGGAUCACUAGCAACGUGACAGAUCUUAACUUAUCGCAAAAUAACAUUAAGAACAUUACAGCCGGUGCGUUUUCUGCCAUGCUGAAUCUGACUCAGCUGAAUCUCAACUGGGCGAACAAGGGCAAAAAGCUGGUCAUUUUUGAGAAUGCUUUCAAAAAUCUCACAAGACUGCAGAAACUGAGCCUUACCGGCAAUCGUCUGGAAAAUAUUCCAGGCAGUCUCCCUCUCAGUCUGCGAGUCCUUGAGCUCGAAAAUAACAAGAUUGUGACUUUCGAGAACAGGACCGUUGCAGGCUUAACACACGUGACCCAUCUGUGGUUAUCCAAAAACUGCUUCAGGGAGAAUCCAUGUGGGCACCCUCUCACGAUUAAGGAAAACAGUUUUGCAGUUAUGACCAAGCUACAGGCUUUGAACUUGUCCUUCAACAACUUGAGCCAUGUUCCUAAAGGACUACCCCAGUCAUUGACUCUGUUAGACCUGCGUAGUAACAAGAUAGAGAAAAUAGGUAAAGAUGAUUUCUUUGGAUUACAAAAUUUAGCAAUCCUAGACCUACAAGGGAACUGCCCGAGAUGCCAAAAUGCUCCAUUUUACUGCGUACCAUGUCAAAAUGAUUCUCUUGCAAUUCACCCUGAUGCUUUUCAAAAGCUAGCAAACCUUAAGAGGCUGCAUCUCGGAGGAAACUCACUCAGUCACGUGAAAGAAUCUUGGUUCAAAAACCUGAACAAACUCAAAUACUUGUUUCUGUCAUUUAACUUCCUACGAAACGUAGUAACCGAGGAAGCUGCAUUUCUAAGCUACCUCCCCAAGCUACAAAAACUUGACCUGUCUUUCAACUUCGCUCUCAAGUCCUACCCUGUCACGUUAAAUUUCUCAAAACACUUCGCAAAUCUUGUGUCUCUAAGGACUUUGCAUUUGGAGGGUUUGGUCUUCCAGAGUAUCGGACCAGACACGUUCAGACCUCUGUACGAGCUCAAGAAUCUGUCUGCGCUGAACUUAGGCACCAACUUCAUUCUUCACUCCGAUUCCACCGUAUUCAGUAAAUUCCAACACUUGAAAAUGAUAUACCUCGCAGAAAACAGGCUGUAUCCCGUUGCAGUGGAAGAUCCGCCAAGUCCGAGAAGAUACGGAUACAAUCAGAGGUCGGACGUUUCUAUUUCACCACUAACGAUACCCCACUCUAAAGAUUUUGCUUUUGAAAUAUCACAUAGAUUUGUAAAAGAAGAGUGCUUUGACUCCGGACAAGUGCUUAGCCUCAGCUCAAAUAAUCUGUUCUUCAUUUCUCCAAAGCAGUUUGAGGGCUAUGGGGAUAUUGCAUGUCUCAACCUCUCAAGAAAUGGCUUUUCAGCAGCGCUCAAUGGCACAGAGUUCUCCUCGCUGCCUAAUCUGACCUACCUGGACCUGUCAUUCAAUAAGAUUGACCUGGCCUACGACAAUGCCUUCAAAGAGCUAAAGAAACUUCAAGUACUAGACCUCAGUUACAAUGCGCACUACUUUCAAGCAUAUGGAGUAACGCAUAAUUUGCAUUUUACAAGAAAUCUCCCAGUCUUAAGAGUACUAAACAUGAGCAACAACUUAAUUUUCACACUAACAACAAAACAAAUCUACAGCCAGUCAUUGGCAGAACUUCAGUUUGCACAUAAUAACCUCGGGAAACUUUGGGAAGAUAACUCAUAUGAACAUCUUUUCACUAAUCUGACUAAUUUGACAAUUUUAGAUAUAUCUUACAACAAAUUACAGGACAUUUCAGAGGUUGUUUAUAAAAAUUUGCCCCAUAACCUCACCAUACUGCGCAUAAGUCAUAACUCACUGACUGAUUUCAACUGGGAGCAACUUAAGUGGUUCCGGCAACUUCAAAUUUUAGACCUGAGCCACAAUGCUUUAUCUGUUGUGACAGUUAUUGACCCAAACGUCGCACAAACUCUGACUUUCCUUGACUUGAGUAAUAAUAAUAUUUUCCAGUUGGAUAGUGGAUUCACAAACGGCCAGAAAAAUCUUGAGACUCUGAGUCUCAGCAACAACAAACUGAAUAUCAUCAAUCAGUCCACUUUCCAGCUGGGACCCGAAAAUCACAUUAAGAACUUGUUCCUGCAGGGGAAUCCUUUCCAAUGUACAUGCGACUCACUGGAUUUCAUCUUAUGGAUUGAGAAGAGUGAUGUUAAUAUUCCUUGGCUGAUCACAGAGGUGACAUGCGACACGCCAAGAAACCAGAAGAAUCAAGCCCUGAUAAUGUUUGACCUUCAACAGUGUGUAAACACCAAUCUGGCGUUCCUGAUGUACAUUUUCUCAACCUCCUUCAUUCUCGCUUUUAUGUGUGUGGCAACGGUUGCUCACUUAUUUUACUGGGAUGCUUCUUAUGUCCUACACUACAUGAAAGCUAAGCUGAAAGGAUACGAAUUGCUGAACUCACCGGACAGUGUUUAUGGCGCCUUCGUGACGUAUGACACCAGAGACCCGCAAGUCUCGGAAUGGGUGAUGAGGAACUUGAGGGUGCAACUAGAAGAGAAAGGGGAAAAGCACCUUCCUCUGUGUCUGGAGGAGAGGGACUGGCCUCCAGGAGUCCCGCUGGUCGACAACCUCACACAGAGCAUCCAGUAUAGCCGCAAGACGCUGUUUGUCUUGACGGAGGGCUACGUGAAGACUGGGGUUUUCAAGCUGGCAAUGUAUCUGGCUCACCAAAGGCUGCUGGAUGAAAACGUGGACGUGAUCGUGCUGCUGAUGCUGGAACCCGUCCUGCAACACUCUCACUUCCUGCGCCUGAGGAGGAGACUGUGCGGGAACAGCGUCGUGGAGUGGCCGAGGACGGCAGCAGCAGAACCCUGGUUUUGGCAAAACCUGAGGAACAUUGUAAGAGUGGACAAUCAGGUCAUGUAUAACAAGACUUAUUCCAGGUAUUUCACAAGCAAGUGAAAGGAUGACAGUCUGGGGACAAUUUUGUGAGCUUGUUUCGAAUGUUGGGUAAGGUUUUCUGUUAUCCAGGUCAUGGUCUUUACAAAAAAAAAAAAAGAAACAAAAGCACCUGGACUUGACUCUUCAGUUACAUUUUAUAUCAUCUCAUGUGAGUUUCUGGUGUUUCAUAUAAUUUAUAGGUGGGGGCUGGUUUAAUUCUAUGCAGCUUUUAUCAAUCUGCCUUGGAAGUAUAUUUAAAUAAAGCUAAAGACAUAAUCUCAUACAAUUAUCUUGUAAUUUGUGGGCAAAUGUUUGCAGUAUGUAAAUAAAUAAAUAAAUAAAUCAGUGUGUUAUCUGGUCUCUGUCUAACUUACUA